This is a messenger RNA of Drosophila rhopaloa, 578 nucleotides long. RefSeq lists its product as uncharacterized. The coding region runs from base 31 to 393 and encodes 120 amino acids. Gene Ontology annotation, molecular function: protein binding. Lineage: Eukaryota; Metazoa; Arthropoda; Insecta; Diptera; Drosophilidae. The transcript has 2 exons. The record is from RefSeq and is a predicted model, not a curated record.
UUACUUUUCGUUGGACUAUUCGAGGACAAAAUGGUGUUUUUCUUGAAGCACGUGCUUUCGGGUGACCGGAUUUACCUGAUGCCGGGCCUAAAUAUGCUGGGUCGCCACUCUAACUGCACCGGGAUAUUGAAGUACGACUAUAUGUCUCGAUUCCACGCCAUUAUCAUGGUACAAGAUGGCCGCCUGUUCAUAAGAGAAGUGGAGGCCCUCAAUGGUGUAUUCGUGAACUAUUCACAGGAUCGCGUAGGAGUGGAACUACGCGAAAUUUACGAGGGCGACGACCUGUCCUUUGGGAUUAAGCUUGAAGUCCCUGAAGGGAUUCUCCAAAUACCGUUGACGUUCGGUAUAUUCACCGUCAAGAAGGUUUCCCCGCCAGGUCAAAUUCAAGGCUAAAAGACAAAGAUUUUUUUUAUUCCAUUUUUACGAAAAACUCAAGACUAGGAAAUGAAAACAUUUAAAUUUUUCCUUCUAUAUACCUUUAAACUCUAGACAUUCCAUAUUUUGUUGAUGGAGAGCAAUAGAGUAUAAGAGUUUUUUCAAUUUAUAUAAAUAUAUUAUAAUUCUUACCACCUGCUUAA